This is a messenger RNA of Lactuca saligna, 2151 nucleotides long. The record is from the annotation of a GenBank genome assembly. Lineage: Eukaryota; Viridiplantae; Streptophyta; Magnoliopsida; Asterales; Asteraceae.
AUGGCUGGUCCAUCUAAUGCAAAAGGAUCAACUUACAUUCAAGUAGAUGUUCAUUACGAUGGAAUGUUUUCCCCCAUUCCUCAUCUUAUAUACUACCUGAAUCAAAAAACGUCAAUUACAGAUGUCGAUUUUGGUGGAUUAAAUUUCAAGGAGUUCAUUUAUGUUCUUGAGGAUGUCACAAAGGGGAAGUGUCCUGUUGUCUACUACUGUCUUGGGCAUAAGUCAAUGCGUGAUGGGUUGACACCACUGAAAAACGAUGAUGACUACAGGAGGUUUCUUGAUGCUGCACAUGGUAACGAGGGAAAGAUUAAUGUAUAUAUUGAUCACUACAACGAUUCGGUGCUUGACUGGAUAGAGGAAGAAAAGGAAGAAAAAAGUGUUGAUAGUGAAAGCUCUGAUGAAGAUAAAGACUCGGUCAUGUCUGAUGCUCUAUCUGUUGAUCAUGAACCCGAUGAAGAGGUAAUACCAUUGACUAAAUCUGAUGAUCCCUUUCUUAACUAUAUUAGUGUUGUCCCUAAAGAUGAUUUUGUUGAUGAGGAUGAUGAUUCAGAUAAUGGAACCAAAGAAGCCCCAAUUUAUCCUUUUCAUGACUCAACUCAGAAAUGGGAUACAAUGCAACCCAUCCUUGGUAUGAGGUUUUGUAACCCUCAAGAACUUAAACAGCUUGUCUCAAACUAUGCAGUAGCAAAUGGUUUUAACCUUUGAGGUGAGCUUCUUUCAGCUGUAGGUAGAGACACUAACAACCAUAUUUACCCCAUUGCUUGGGCAGUAGUUGCAAUUGAGAACAAAGAAACUUGGAAGUGGUUUCUAAACUUACUACUUAAGGACAUUAACAUGGGAAAUGGGGCAGGAUUAACCUUACUUUCUGACCAACACAAGGGUCUUAUUGAGGCUGUUAAAGAAAGACUACCAGAUGCUAAGCAUAGGCAAUGUGCUAGGCACGUCUAUGCUAAUUUCAAGAAAAAAUUUAAGAGUGCUGCAUAUAGGAAGCUUUUUUGGAGGGCUACAAAGGCCACAACUGUGCAGAGGUUUGAAGGUAUAAUGAAAGAGAUUAGGGUGAUUGAUAUACAAGCAUAUGAUCACUUGAUGGAAAGAGAUCCAAAAUCCUGGUCUAGGGCUUUUUUUGUAUUGGACAGGUCUUGUGAUGCCAUUGAGAAUGAGGAAAUUAGGAGGUUUGUGAUGGAUAGGAUGUAUUGUAAAAGAUUGAAGGGGCAGAAAUGGAAUCUAGCCAUAUGUCCAUCUAUUAGAAAGAAAAUAGUGGAUAAGAGGAAACAUCUAAGGUAUUGGUAUGUAAUUCCCAGUGGAGUGCAACAAUUUGAGGUGAGGUCAGUACAUGAGGUUUAUGAUGUGUACUUGAACCAAAGAACAUGUGCAUGUAGAGGAUGGCAACUAAGCGGUAUACCAUGUAUACAUGCCAUGGCUGCUAUUAGUUAUCUAAAUGAGAAUGUGGAAGACUAUGUGGCAACUUGGUUCACAACAGAAAUGUUUGGAAAUUGCUAUAAGUAUACAAUUAAUCCUUUAAAUGGAAGUGAAAUGUGGCCAUCUUGGGAAGAUCAACCUAUGUUGCCCCCGAAACGUAAAAGAUUACCUGGUAGACCUAAAGUCAACAGGAAGAAGGCUGCUUCAGAAAAAGAAGGUCGACAUACUAUUAGAAAGAAAGGGGCUAUUACAAAAUGCAGCAUCUGUAGAGAACUAGGACACAACAAAAUAACAUGUCCACUGUCCAAAGAAGUACUAAAGCCAAAAAAGAAGAAGGGUAAACAUGUUCCUGAUGUUGAGGAUGAGUCUGAAUUUGAGAUUGAAGAGAUGGCUAAAGUUGAAGAUGAGUAUGAAUCUGAGUCUGAAUCUGAGAUUGAAGAGCUGGCUGAAGAUGGUGAUGAACCUGAUCAGGGACAAGUUGAUGAACAAGUUGUUGAAGCUGCUGUUGAACCUGCUGUUGAAGCUGUUGUUGAACCUGAUCAGGAACAAGUUCAUGGACCUGUUGUUGAGGAACCUGCUGCACAACCCGUUGUUGAAGUUAAACAAAGAGCACAACCAUUGAAGAGGAAAAGGAAAUACUUAGAGAGGAUCAUUGAAGUGGCAUUAAGGAGGGUGGUCAUCACCAAGGAUGGAUGUGGUUUAAGUGUAAAUAAACCUGUUACACUGGAAUGA